CGGGCGGCGGGGCCGGCCCCGCGUUGCCGGGCAGCGCCCCUUCCCUGGCACAUUUGCAAGUGAGAUGCAGAGAAUGCAGAGAGCGCCUGCGGAGCUCGGGUGACUUUUAAUCUUUUAUAGCGGCGCAGGGGUGUGGGUAACCGGGGAAAUGGGUAGCCACAGCCUCUAAAACGCCUGGUCUGACAGCGAUGAACCCUUGACCUUGCAUAGAUGGGCGAAAACCUCCAUGUUUAAGAAAGAAAUGAUUCAAUAUUACUUUUUUCUUAAUCUACUCAUUGACCUGUUCUGUCACUCAGCAAUUACUCUAUUCUAGUUCCCCUCAGAAGUGAGGGAUUUGAUAGCCUUGUUCUCUGAUACAUCUUCUAAAUGUAUAAAGUAAGUAUCAGACAUUCCUCUUCCCUUCUGAAAUCCUCAUGUAUCUCAACUCCGUCACUGCCAAUGAUGAAAGCACAGUGUAUUCUUAAUUUACAUUCAGCUGCUGCUACUUGGAAAGGAAUUGAAAAUACUGCUUUUGUCAGAUAUCCAUCUUUGUGAUAAACCAGUGACAAGUGGAAGAAGCAUUAAAGAUUUCCUUUGCUCUAGGGGACAUUGUGUUCCGCUGCUGUUCUGCUGGGCCCUACUUGCUUGUUUUUUAAGCACAGAAACUUAAAUGCAACUUGUUCAUCUUUAGAAUUUUCCUGACAGUUCAAGAUUUCAAACGCAGGUUGCAUUAAAGUAAAAGUUUGCUGCUGUAAAUAGAGCUUGUUAAUAUGAAACUCACUGGAGUCGUCCGCAUCCAGGAGUGCUAUGGAGCAAUUUUCAACAUGGAAGAGAAAUUGUUACCUGUGUCUGGUAACAGAAGACAGUAUUUCACUGACAGAAAACUUACCCUGAGUGGGGUAGCAACACGCUGGCACCAAACCACUAACUCCAAAGCGAGUGGCGAUGCUGGAGCACUGCAUGAAAAAAGAAUGAGAGCAGUGGUGACUGGAGGUGGAGGCUAUUUUGGCUACAAGCUGGGAUGUGCUCUUGCCAAGGCUGGAGCUUCUGUUGUUCUCUAUGACAUACACAAGCCUAUCUGGGAAGUUCCCAAUGGAGUAGUGUGUAUCCAGGCAGAUGUCAGGGACUAUGAUGCCAUAUUUGCAGCCUGUGAAGGGGCCGACUGUGUGUUUCAUGUAGCUUCAUAUGGAAUGUCAGGAAGAGAGCAGUUGCACAGAGAAGAGAUUGAAACCAUAAACAUUAAUGGAACAAGAUUCGUCAUUGAUGCCUGCAAACAAAGGAACAUUGCUAGAUUGAUAUACACCAGUACAGUAAAUGUGGUGUUUGGAGGGCUUCCUAUUGAAGAUGGUGAUGAGGAAACUGUGCCAUAUUUUCCUAUAGAAAAGCAUGUUGAUCAUUAUUCCAGAACCAAAUCAAUUGCAGAACAAAUGGUACUAGCAGCUAAUGGAACUCCACUAGCAGGAGGUGGGAUACUCUAUACGUGUGUUCUCCGCCCGCCAGGAAUCUAUGGACCAGAAGAGCAAAGGCACUUGCCAAGGCUGGCAAAGAAUAUUGAGAGAGGUCUACUUAGCUUCAAGUUUGGGGAUCCUUAUGCUACAAUGAACUGGGUGCACGCAGAAAAUCUUGUACAAGCUCAAAUUCUAGCUGCUGAUGCUCUCACCCCUAAAAAGAACUACAUCGCUAGUGGCCAGGUGUAUUUCAUUAAUGAUGGUGAAAAAUUCAACCUUUUUGAAUGGUUAACUCCACUUUUUGAAAGAUUAGGUUGCAGUAAACCACGGAUACGUAUUCCUACUUCCUUAGUUUAUGCAUCAGCCAUGAUAAUGGAAUACCUUCAUCUGAUGCUGAAACCAUUUGUUGAACUGUCUCCACUGCUGACCAGAAAUGAGGUACAGAACAUUUCUAUAACCCAUACAUUCCGAAUAGACAAGGCACGGAGUCAGCUAGGAUACAGCCCAGAGAAGUUUACAUUUGCUGAUUCCGUGGACCAUUACAUUAAAACGAGACCAGAAGCCCAGAAUCAUCACAUCUUCCUCAAAGUUCUGCUUACUUUAAUUGUUAGUGUAAGCUUGAUCAUUCUCUCUUUAAAAUGUGAUGGUCUUUCAGUUUUGCAUUUUUUUAAAGAAACACAGCACUGACUUGCAUAAACUGCACGUUCUCACAGUACUGCUACCUGGAUCAUUCUAAUCUCAACAGUUACUGGCUCCAGUGCAAUAGGCAGUUUUUAUUAGACUUAAAAACAAAAUUGUAACAGAUCAUCAGCUGUACUUGUGAAAUUAAAAUUACAGCCAAGUCGCUGAAACACUGGAAUCAAAAUUAUUGCAUGUUUAUUUCACACCAAAAACCAACUUUCUGAAUUGAUUGCUGAAGUAAAUGAGAACCUGCAGAAAGAGCUACAGCCAGCCUGGAGUGCUUCAUCAGUGAAGAAAAAUGGCUAAAAUAAGGAAAAAGAUUGACUACAGCUGCUGCCAUGGCUCACUGCCUUGGGGAACAGAGGAACAAGAAAAGGGAUGGACAGAACAAAUUACUGUAAAUAACACAUACCAGCCGUAGAGAGGGAGUUCACUGUGAAUUCUUUUGUGAAUUACCUGUAUCACUUCAUAUGAGGGAAAAUAAAUAUGUACUUGA
Molecule: messenger RNA, 2604 nt
Organism: Calidris pugnax (ruff)
Lineage: Eukaryota; Metazoa; Chordata; Aves; Charadriiformes; Scolopacidae
Product: putative short-chain dehydrogenase/reductase family 42E member 2
Exons: 12
Coding region: 750-2114 (454 amino acids)
Biological process (GO): steroid biosynthetic process
Molecular function (GO): 3-beta-hydroxy-Delta5-steroid dehydrogenase (NAD+) activity
Source: RefSeq, a predicted model, not a curated record